Messenger RNA from Mesocricetus auratus (golden hamster), 2620 nucleotides. It is a transcript of the gene Ppp1r18, whose product is annotated as protein phosphatase 1 regulatory subunit 18. The record is from RefSeq and is a predicted model, not a curated record. The transcript has 3 exons. Lineage: Eukaryota; Metazoa; Chordata; Mammalia; Rodentia; Cricetidae. Gene Ontology annotation, molecular function: phosphatase binding. The coding region runs from base 1 to 1809 and encodes 602 amino acids.
AUGACCGCUAUCCCAGAUUGGAAGCUACAGUUGCUAGCCCGGCGGAGGCAGGAGGAGGCAGCGGUUCGUGGCCGUGAGAAAGCAGAACGGGAUCGCCUGUCCCAGAUGCCAGCCUGGAAGCGGGGGAUUCUGGAACGACGCAGAGCCAAGUUGGGCCUGCCUCCUGGAGAGGCGAGCUCUGUGCCUGGGACUGCAGAGGCUGGACCUCCAGACCCAGAUGAGUCCGCUGUCCUCUUGGAGGCUAUUGGGCCAGUACAUCAGAACCGAUUCAUCCAACAGGAGCGGCAGCGGCAGCAGCAGCAGCGAAAUGAAGUCCUUGCUGAUAGGAAACCGGGGCCUCUGGAGGCUGGAGAGCGGAGAUCAAGUCCUGGUAAUUUAAGAGAACAGAGCCCCAAGGGGAGAGACUCAAGAGAAGAGAGGCUAAGUCCCAGGGAGGCCAGAGAUAGGAGGCUGGUGAUAGGGGGAGCCCAAGAGUCGUGUUCCAGGACUUUGGAGACUCGAGACUGGAGGCAGAGCCCUGCAGAGCCCAGAGACCUGAGUUCCAGACCAGCAGAGGCGCAGAAAUGGAGGCUGAGCCCUGGAGAAACUCCAGAGGAGAGUCUGAGGUUGGCAAGCCCUGGAGACCACAGUCCCAAGAGAAAAGAGGUAUCGGAGAGCAGACUGAGCCCUGGGGAGUCCAGUGACCAGAAGGCCUGCCUGACAGAGGCCCAUAAAUGGAAUCUUGACCCGAAAGAACCCCAGAAACAGAGCUUCAUACAGCUGGAGGCCACAGAGUGGAGGCUGAAUUCAAGGGAAGAGAGAAAAGACUACCUGGAGGAGUGUGGGAGAAAGGAAGAGUCGCUGAGGCCGGGGACUGCCCUAGAUCAGUCUCCAGUGACAAAGGAGGCUCACGACACCCCCUCUGGAGAAGCGGAGACUUCUGAGCAGAGGUCCAGCCCUGCGGAGGAUGGAGACAGGGUCUCCAGGCCCACUGAAGGCUGGAAAUGGACCCUAAACUCUGGGAAGGCUCGAGAACGGACGCCUAGGGACAUAGAGACUCCUCAGGAGCCAGAGCCUCCAACAUCUCCAGAGAAGCACCUGGGGCCGUCUGGCGCGGAGGAGGCGGGGGCUCAGAGCAGGCCUCUCAGAGCCCAGCAGAACCUCUGCGCUGGGCCCUCCUCCCUCCCACCGGAGCACGCAGGGCCCGGGACGGAAGGCCCGAGACAACAGGAAGAGGAAGCUGCAGAAACGCGGCCCCCAACACCAGCCCCUCUGUCUCCCCCACCCCCAGCCCCAGCUGCCCCCCAGCCCCCCGGGGAUCCCCUCAUGAGCCGUCUAUUCUAUGGGGUGAAGGCAGGGCCGGGGGUGGGGGCCCCCCGCCGCAGCGGACACACCUUCACUGUCAACCCACGGAGGUGUGUGCCCCCUGCCAGCCCGGCCCCUCCGGCGGCCACCCCUGCCUCAGCUGAUGCUGCAGGGCCUGGUCCUGGGAAGAAGCGGUACCCAACUGCUGAGGAAAUCUUGGUGCUGGGGGGCUACCUCCGUCUCAGCCGCAGCUGCCUUGCCAAGGGGUCCCCGGAAAGACAUCACAAGCAGCUCAAGAUCUCCUUCAGUGAGACGGCCCUGGAGACCACCUACCAAUACCCUUCGGAGAGCUCGGUACUGGAGGAUCUGGGCCCGGAGCCUGAGGCCCCCAGUGCUCCCAUCCCCUUGGCGACCCAGCCUGAUGACGACGACGACGAGGAGGAGGAGGAGUUGCUACUGCAGCCCGGGCUCCAGGGAGGGCUGCGUACCAAGGCCCUAAUCGUGGAUGAGUCCUGCAGGCGGUGACCAUCUUCCAAUUUGGGCACAUACCUCCUUCCCAUACCUGAAGAUCCUGGAGUCUGAAGAUUCAGAGCCGACAGACCCUGGCAGUGAGCGUAUUCCGACUUGCUUUUCCCAUCCUGUUUCUGGGGCAGAGCCAGUAGCCUCAAUUUACCCCUAACCCAAGCCCCCCGCCCCCAUCCCUCACCCCCGUGGGUGUGGCCAUGUGGGCUGGAGCAUUCUUGGUGAGCUUAGAACGAGCAUCAGUGGAACACGGGAUGGAGCACCGCCAGCCCCGUGUCAGGGGUUACACUGUCCCCCCACAGCCUUCUUUGACUUCCUGCCACUCCCGGGGACACUCAGGAUUUUAAGGGCUCAUCUCUCCCUUGGGAGGCCUGGAACCCACUCCCAGCCCCUCUUCCUAGGUCACUGACCCCUUUGUUUACAGCUUCCUUGGCCUCGCUGGAUCGCAGCCUGGUUUACAGACCCACCAGCUCCCAGUCCCUCCUCUCAUUCAAGUCCCAGGUUUACAAGCUAUGCCUACCCACGGGCUUCCCCGAGGAAUCCGACACCCUCCCUUUGUCCUACUGAGAGUGACUGGGGGAGGUUAUGUGGCUUUCCUUCGACUUUGCUCAGUAUUACCGUGCCUCAGUUUCCCCAGCAAUGAGAGAAUUAUUUAAUUCUGUUCCUCCUCGUGGUUCACAUUGAAUUGAGUUGCAGUGUAGGGGGGGUGGGGGGGACUGACAGAGGUGACUCACCUCUCCCCUGCUGCUGCUUCAUCGGCUGCCUGGUUCGUUUCAUUUUGUACCUUUCCAUAAUAAAAUGGAGCUCUUUUCAA